UGGAUUUUCCCCUUUACCCGAUCCCCGUCGGUACUGGUAACCGAGUAACAAGACGUGUGUCGCCAGAGAAUACAGGCACUGAACGUUGUCUUUUGAAGUCAUCUUUAAAAAAACGCCUGCUCCAAGUUGAGCAAGAUUUGGCAGCGGCCAGAGGAGGAGGGAGGGAUUGAGGCAGGGAAGGCGGGCGCUGUGCCUUUUAGAAGCACUCGGUCUCAGAACCUGUAAGCUCUUGUAGUAAUGUGAUCAGAUGUGACUAAAGAGGAUACUGCAGUCUCAGAAAGAACUGUAAAAUCUAUAUAACUCCAACCCAGGAAAAAGGCCAGUGUAAGCUGCUUCCACUCUGCUAAGAAAGAUGCUGGAAAACUGGAUACUGACCAUCGUUGUGUCUGUAGGUGUGGGCUCGGUUCUUUUUAUGGUAGCCCUGUUUGUGCUGGUCAGGAACAACGCCCACGCCACCAUCUUCUGGAACGAAAUCGUCCUAGAGAAGAUCACCAACUUCGUCAUGGAUCAGAGCAAAGAGCAGAGGAUCUUGAACUCUGUGACCUACAAUGCCAUCAAAGGGGACCCCGAGAGCGUCUUGGACUGCAUCGACAAGUACUGCUCCCAGAAAGAGUGGGCCAUGAACGUGGGGGAUGAGAAAGGUUUGAUCCUAGAUAAGAUUGUAGAAGAGACGGAUCCAUCUGUCGUGUUGGAGCUUGGGACUUAUUGUGGCUACUCAACCGUCAGGAUCGCUCGGCUUCUGAAACCGAAGGCUCGACUUCUCACCAUUGAAAACAAUGCUGAGUUUGUACCCAUCGCGAAAGAAAUUAUCGAGAUUGCUGGACUCAGUGAUAAGGUGACCAUCAUCGAAGGCCAUUCGAUGGACGUUAUCCCCCUGCUGAAGUCAAACUAUAUGGUGGACACGUUAGAUUUUGUCUUUCUGGACCACUGGAAAGAAAGAUACGCUCCAGACACUGUCCUGCUUGAAGAAAAUGGCCUCUUGCGCAAGGGCUCCGUUCUUCUGGCUGACAACAUAAUCUUCCCAGGGGCUCCAGAUUUCAUCAAGUACGUCCGUAGCAGCGAGCACUUUGAGUGUACCAACUACCCUUCUCACCUGGAGUAUAUGAAAGUAGAAGAUGCUAUGGAGAAGGCUGUGUACCUGGGAUAAGAGAGAGAGAGAGAGAGAGAGAGAGAGAGAGAGAGUUAACUAGCGUUCAGCCCCUGUUUGUAUCUGUGAGCCCUUAGUCUUGUCACUGCUUGAACUUUAGCUUUCUGUAAUUUGGGGCCUGUGAUUGAAAAGCAAGCGUAUUGCAGGAAGGCGACUUAUAAUACAAGGAAACUCAUCUAUAGGGGGAGCCUGUGUUUAGGUAGGCAGCCACGGAACAGCCCCACAUGCCCCCAAGGGACCAUGUUGUAGUCCUCUCAUUUUGGUUCAUGACUGGCUUCAUGAAUGGGAGGAAGAACUCACUUGCUGGCCUUUCUUUCUCUAAAAACGUUGGCUCCAGUUCCAAAUGCAGAUUCCGGGUCCAGGAUCCUGUGUUGGAUCUGGGAUCUUCUUUCUGCAAGAGGUGCGGCUGCCUUAUUUUGGGGGAUCCUCCCCCUCCCCAUUCUGCAGAGCCUCCUGGCCCUCUGUGAAGGAUCUCAGGGGGCGGCGGGGGGGGAGGCGAUGGCUGCCGUGGGAAGGACUGGGCAGGGAAGUCCACUUUUGCCCGCGCAAUUCAUCCAGCUCCAAUCUGGAUCCAACCCUUUUGUGUUUCUCAGCUAAACGAAACCAAACCGCUCUUUUGAGAAACCCCGUUGGGGAUAGGUAGAGCGGCAGGGAGACAAUACCUUUGCACGGGGUAUUUUUUGGGGGAAACCACGUGGCAGGACUGUAACAAUGACACCAACUCCCUUUGGCCCCGGCUGCCCCGGUCUGUUUUUAUAGGAAGAAGCCAGAUGGUGGAGGUAGCUCAGUGUUAAAAUAACCAGGACAGCACGCAGCUGAAAACCACAAUCUGUAUAGAAAAAGGGCAAUUUAAGCAAAUGAGCAUAUGUUUGCAUAUUUUUGUACUGCUGGUUUCAGAAAGGGACAACCUUCCCGCCUCCAAAUCCUCCCUCUGCUGGUUUCAAAUGUGACGGAUUUAUCUAUGUUCCAAACCAACUAAUACCUUGCAACAGGGAAAUGUUUGGUACAUCCCAAUUCACUGCCUGGGCCCACCCAACCCACACGUAGCUGCGGGCUCUCCUCUGCCUUCUAUCCACUGGAUCACUUACUGCUGAAGUGUUGAACUUCUUUUUCAGACCAAGGGCCAAAUUCCACUUAAAAGCUGCUCCCUGGGGGCUGCAUUCUAGUGGUGGUGGUGGGAGCAAAAGGGGCAGGUCAAAAACACCCCCAAUGCCAACACCUUUUAGUUAAAAACUCUUAAAUGAGCCUCGUUGGAGAGGCGUUUCAGCCUUUUAAAAUGCGGGUGUGUGUGUGUGCACAGAAGCCAGAAAACUACCAGUGGCCGGGGGGUGGGGGGAAGGGACGUGGCCAUCUGGGACAACUCAAACCCUGGGCCUGAGGUUUUGUACCCCUGAUUUACUCAGCGCCCCAUUUAUCUACCUAUUUCAAAGUCAAAACUUAGAUUGGUUAGACGAUUCACCCGAAAAGAGCCUCUGGUGGCAACCGGGUCACAAGAUCCAUAUCAAACCAGUUUCACAACCCUAAGAAACCAGUUAGCCCUAUCUUGCCUGGUGCCAGACGGUGCAAUGAAGCCCUCAGGUAGAACCCUACGGAGCACCCCCUGGGAGGUUAGGCAGGCAAGGGGUGUGUGUGUGUGUGUUUGUGUGUGUGUGUGUUAGAUUGAAGAGUAUACUCACGGCCUUGCUUCCCUGACUUAACAACGGUGCAAAAGAAGAGUCCUCUUUCGACUGGUGCACCAAAACUGGGAGGUCACCAAGGCCUUGCUGGCAUUGUUGUUUUCCUUCAGCCCCGCUUUUGUAUUGUGCCUCGAUCCCAAACAGCAGGCAGAGAGAUUGGAGUGCACCCUCCUGGGCAGGUAUCGGCAGAUGCUUCUGGCAUCACGGCCGGGAGAGUCGGGCCAUUCCAGUUGAUGAACUUGGCCGUGGGUUCUUCGCCGUUCAGCACAACUCCACCGCUGUUGAGGGGGAGACGGUCACUGAAAGGCGAGAGAGGCCAACAACACAGAGACUAAUUGUGUCCGCCCUAAACUUGCAAGAACUCUCCUGCUCUGUACUCCCUGUCACAGGUCCAAAAUCUAUAAACAUUCAGAUUUAUAAAUAAAAGUAGGUUUUCCAAAGAGAA
This is a messenger RNA of Elgaria multicarinata webbii, 3268 nucleotides long. RefSeq names its product catechol-O-methyltransferase (gene COMT). Gene Ontology annotation, molecular function: magnesium ion binding; catechol O-methyltransferase activity. The record is from RefSeq and is a predicted model, not a curated record. Lineage: Eukaryota; Metazoa; Chordata; Lepidosauria; Squamata; Anguidae. The transcript has 5 exons. The coding region runs from base 353 to 1147 and encodes 264 amino acids. Gene Ontology annotation, biological process: developmental process; dopamine metabolic process; catecholamine catabolic process. Gene Ontology annotation, cellular component: membrane; axon; dendrite.